ACUGGCUAGCCGGGCAGAAACUUCUCAUCUCUGCUGUACUGGUCAAGUCGGGACGUCCGGUCAGUUUUUCUUUUCAGGCCGAGCGACUCCGUCCGGUAUGCUGCGGUGCGUAGCCCUGAUCCUGUUGGCGGUAGCCCACAUUGGCAAUGCCGACACUAACAAUCUUCGGGAUGUCGAAAUACUCUGCAGCACCCCAGAGUACGAAGUCGUCAUGACCCAGGGUGCAGUCGUGGUGAGCACCACGGUGUUCGAUCUCUCCCUGACGACGGCGAAGAUCCGGGCCCGCCACAGGCUCCUCAAGUAUUUCAGGGGCGCUAAUGACCAAGGCUUGGAGAUUCCCGUACUGCCGGUGAGUGUCAUCCAGACGUACGUUCCCACCGACCUGUUCCGCGAGGUGACCCUGUCCAUACCCCUCCCCCCGGACCUGUGGGACAACAUACCCAAACCACUAGACAGCAAGGCCAGUGGACGGAAGGACCAUGACCAAAGUGGCCAUUUUCGCGAUGACCGACCGAAUUUUCGACCUCUACACGAAGGUGGAGGGUAUCGAGAGAAGUGUAAAGUUGCGAGUACCUUCCUGCUUGCAGUCAUUCAGUCCGGAGAACUGGGAAAAACUUGAUACAAAACUCCCGAAUGUCGACAGCUACGUCGAUCUCACUAGAGCCGAGCCUGGUGAAAACUUCUGUAAUGCACCACGUUGUCCAUGGCCAGAGUACAAGGUGAUACAGAAGUACGAUAGCCCGAUGGAGAAGCGAGAGUACCCCGGCUUGCCUCUCGUGUUCGCCGCCGCACCAACUUGUCAUCUUGACGCUGCAUACGGGAUGGCCCAGCGCGCAAUCUACGAUAAACUCAACGCUUCUGGCCUCGUGAAGGGGAAGCCUUUCCGACUGUUUGACUCGGCAAUGGGACGGAUAUACCAGAAACAGCCAGGAGAGGACGAGUGCAACAAAGUUUUCGUGCAAUCCAUUCUUGUCCCGGAAGACGUGCUUGCAUCGGAAAAGCUUCCCGACUUUUUGGGACAAGAACCAUUUGACGACGACAUCAUGAUGGACCUGAAGGUGUACCGGCGGAACUAUCCCGGGCCUAUAACAGGUUACGUGCGGCACUUUGGUGGCUUUGCUGAUGAAGAGGAGAUCUACCGCCAGGGCAAGGCGCUGAGGGAGGACCUGGACAGUCGCGGGUUGUGUUACCUGUACAAUACGCUAUACACUGUCGAGUACAACAGGGGGUCCCGCAUGUUUGAUCGCCACAAUGAGGUCAUGUUUUUGGCGUAUGAGGCAGAGCAGUGUAAGCCUGAGAAAAUUCUUCAUCUUGAACCGCCCUCACACAGUGAUGAAAUGAAGCGCCGCGACCUGCUCUUUCCUUCCCUGGAUGAUCUGUGCCGGGACAACGAGUGUGCGGAAAGACAACCCGUCAGGAGGUUCGAGAACUUCAUCGAGGAAAAAGUGGAGAUACCUGGCAGUUCUGUCUGCGCCAAACAAAAGUUCUGCAACAGUGUCCGCGAAGCGACUAAGCAAGCUGUCUCCAAGCUCCUGUCCUACUUCAACGGCUACAACAAGCAGCAACAAAGGAUGGAUAUGCCAAGGCCACUGUUUCACUACAUCAACUUGACGAGUAUUGGGAAACCAGGGUGCAACAAGGAGAUGAUGACGUGCAGUUUUGUUCCCAAGCGUUUCGCAGCAGAUCCUCCGGCACCCGUGGGCAAAGAUGUCAUAAUGUACGGAGCCACGGAACUGAACGGUUACGUCAUGCCUUUCGGGGACUUAAACGACGACCAGAUCAUCAGUACUAUGAUAGGAUUCAACAAAACAUUGGCUGGUCUGGAGAAGUUUGGUAUAGAGUACGAUAAGCUGACUUUCGGAAUUAUGGAGUAUUUUGCAGAAGAUGAAGGGUUUGAGCACAAUGCACUCUUUGUUCCCAAACUGCAAAAAGGCAUCGUUGUUGCUGAAGAGGGCAAUCUUGUGGGACCAACAGACACCGGAAAGGGAAACCAAAUACACACCUUUGUACAGGACAUGGGCGACAAUAUCCAUGAAAUCCAGAUGAUUCCCAAGUUGUAUGCUUGUGUAGAAAUUGAGACGUGCAAUAACCUGUACUCCCGCAAGGCUAUGGUUGCUCUGCACGAUUAUUUCGGCGGCAACAAUGAUGGAAAUGUGAAUCUCGGACGCCCGUCUCAUCUUUUCUACCACGUGACUCAAAAGACAAUUGAAGGCUGCUCAUACGGACUGUCAGGCUGCUCAGCCAUUCCAGAGGAACUCUAUGAGAAGACACCAAAGCCUACCAACGAACGGGUGACAAUCUUUAAUGCUACCAGACUUCCCGGUCUCGGGUACGCUACUACUCUACCAGGCAUGCCGGAUGGAGAGAAGUUCGGCAAUGCCUUUCAGAAAUUGACAACAACGCUUGAUAAAAAAGAUCUGCUCGUUAGUGGGUAUGCAGGUUUCUUCUUCCGGGAAACUUAUCCGUUCGACACAAGUGACGAGCCAUGGUACAUUGCCUACUGGAAGAAGCGCGCGGAGUCUGGAAGUGAAGCGUCCGAUGAAGAAGACACGGAGAUGCCGACGGAAGGUCAGACCGAAGAGAAGACGGAGGACGAGAAAGGACAGGAGAUGCCCACAGCAGUAUCUGAAGCUUCCAACACUGCGAUGCCCGACCAAGCUGACGACGCCGCAGUACCGGCGACAGAGGCGGCGGCCAUGGGCAGUCCUGCCGCGACCGAGGAGAGAUAAACACGGCGGAGAUGGCGGGGCCAGAACUGGGCGUAACACAACGGAGAUAGUGGGACCAUAACUAGGCGUGCGCCAACGUAGACACCCUAGCGUUGUUAGUGGUUACAGCCCUAGUAAAUUUUCACUGUACCGGUUUUCUUUCUAUUCCCAAAUUUGAAAUAUUUUAUUGUUAGGAUUGUUCAUGAUAACGGUAAAUUAUACAGGUAUGAUAUCAUUAGAAUCGUUAGCUAUCUGGGAAAUAUUUGAAUAUUAGUUAGCAAAUUUGUGAAAUUUGUUUCGAUCGACUGACAACUGCAUUUGACAAGCUACAAUAAUCAUAUCAUCCUAUCAUAAACCAAUGACUGAAUUUUAUCAACAUUGAUCAUGAUGUCCACCGAUGCUGCUCGACCAUACAUAUUAAAGGUAUUGUAGUCAACUUCAGUAUCAUACAAAAAUUGAUUCACCUUUUCUUGGCUCUCAAUGUUGCUAAGAUAAAGAUAAUAUGAUGGUGUUAUGAACUAGAAUAGCCUUUUGAAAAUGUUCAUUUCUUACAUGUGACUCAAUAAAUGCAUCACUACCGGGAAUCAAAA
Molecule: messenger RNA, 3298 nt
Organism: Branchiostoma floridae (Florida lancelet)
Lineage: Eukaryota; Metazoa; Chordata; Leptocardii; Amphioxiformes; Branchiostomatidae
Source: RefSeq, a predicted model, not a curated record